AUGCCAGGCUUCGCAGACUCGUUCUGGUCGAACGACUACGCCUCAGGCCUUGGGGUGCUCUUUAACAAGCUUCAGCAAGGCGUCGUCGAAAACCGUCAGGUUCUAACUAUCGCGCGGAUGCGAGCCGAGGCCGAGGAGGCCUAUGGUCAGCGCUUAUCCGAGAUCGCCCCUGCUGUUGAUAAAGUACAAGGCGGUUUUAGCGUCGAUGAUGGCGCCAGCGUGCGCAAGGCAUACGAGGGUGUGCGGGCCGAGAUGGAGGAUGCCGCCAGGAACCACAAGAAGAUUGCGCAAAAUAUCCGCGAUCUGGUUGUGAACCCCUUCUCGCGCUGGUGCGACGCUCACGAAUCCCGGAUACAGGACUCUCAAGACGAGCUGCAGGCGCGAGUCAAGGCCCACGACAAGCAGGCCGAGGCUGUGAAGAAGCUCAGAAGCAACUACUUCAAUAAGUGCCGUCAGCUCGAAGACCUAGAGGAAGAGAACAAACUCGCCUUCCAGGAUCCUGAGACCAGUCCGCAGCAGAAGCAGAACAUACCCGAAAUCAAGGUAGAGCAGGAGGCCGCUGAAGAGGAGCCUCUCGAAAUCGGCGAUGAGACAUAUAGCCCGGAACAGGUCAAGGAAAGACUCAGGCAUAUUCUCAACAACAUCAAGAUGGGCGAAACAAAGGUCCCCAUCCUCGGCACAUAUCACAAUACCUCUGCCGGCACAGACAUUGUAGAAUACAUUCAGCGGCACAUGGGGAGCACAAGUGUCAGCUACGCUGAGAGAAUCGGCCAAGAUUUGGUCACGCACGGGUUCUUGCGCUUGGUUGGCAACGUCGGGAAUACCUUUGCCAACAGCUCAAAGAUGUUUUAUCAAUGGCGGCCCAAGGCCUUCGAGUGGUCAGGGGUGCCUGAGAAGAAGCCGGUGGCAAGGACCUUCUCCAUCCCCGUGACAGGAUCGGACGGCUCAGACUCCCCAGUGGUUGGCACGGUGUCCGACUACCUCGCCAAAUGGGAUGUCCUCAAUACUUCACGGCCAAACGAGACGCCGGCUGAGCGCAUGCGGCGGGAGGCAAGAGAAGCCGACGAGCGAUACAAAGCCGCGGUCAGGAAGCUCGACGAGACGCGGUGCGAGCUCGAGGAGGCCAUUUUCGUCCAUCUCAGGUUUCUGGAGCGCUGCGAGCUUGACCGGCUCAAGGCGAUCAAGACGGUCGUAUUGGACUUUUCGGGCACCAUUAGCAACGUGAUCCCAAGUUUGCAAGCCACCGUCGACAAGUUGAUGCUGUACCAAGAGACGGUCCAGCCGCUUGGUGAUUUGCGCUAUCUCCUGGAGAAUUACCGGACUGGCAGUUUCGUCCCCAAGGUUGUGGUCUACGAAAACUAUUACAAUAAUGUCGAUGAACAGACAUUCGGCGUCGACCUGGAGGCUAGGGCCAGGGCUGACAGAAAGAGGGUGCCCGUCAUCAUCACCACUCUUCUUACCUACCUGGAUCACCACUACCCAGAUCUUGAGGGCGACGAAGCCCGCCGUGGAGUGUGGUUGCACGAGGUCCCCCUGACCCAAACUCACAAGCUGAGAGCCAAGGUCAACAACGGCAAACCGCCCGCUUUGGAAACAUUUGCUGAAUUCGAUAUACCCACCGUCGCGAGUCUCUUGAAGCUUUAUCUGCUUGAGCUUCCCGAUUCUCUUGUCUCUUCGCACGUUUACGAAAUCAUCCGAACCAUCUACACGACUCCGACAGGGGAUGCUGGCGAUGCCGCGCGCGUCCCCAUCCUCGUGCAGACCCUAUCUCAACUUCGGCUCACAAACAUCGCGUCUCUGGAUGCUUGCAUGAACCACUUCACUCGCCUGAUUGACCUCACAUCGGCCGACGAAGAGUACAUCUCCAAGUUAGCUACUGUUCUCGCGCCCUGCGUCUUGCGCCCGCGCGCCGAGACAUCCCUUACGAUGGAGGAGAAGCACGCCUACCGGCUGGUACGCGAUCUUUUCGCGCAUAAAGACGCCAUCUUCAACGAGCUGAAGCGGCUGUCCACUAUGAAUUCGGCCGGCAGCAUUAAGGGUAACCAGAACCGCCCUCGCGCCAUCUCCACCGAUGAGAGCAACCGUAAGGCGCAUAUGGAGGAGCGUACCCGGGCCCUCUUGGAGAAGGCCAACGGCAGCCGAAGCCGCGCGACCUCACCCGCCCCAAGCCCGCGCGGCUCCAGCCACCGCCGCGAUAGGAGUGUAGGCGGGCCCGAGACACGGUUCCCCAUCCAAACGAACGUCACGAGCCCCACCAGCGAGGGGAGGAAAAGAGGCAGCCUAGGGCCCGUCUUGCCCAAGCGGACGAGCCUCGAGGUUCCGGGCGAAGAGAGCAGUGUCGGGCACAUGGGCCUGAGCCAUCCCGCUGACGGCAACUUUAUCAUGAACGGCGCGCCGCCCAUCGGCGUGAGCACUGCUGCCGCCGCCGCUGCCGCUGCUGCGGACCAGCAUGGAAGUCCGCUUGAGAAGAGGAAUAGUCUCGGUCGGAAGUUGGAGCAUGAGUCCGGGGUGGAGAAGAGGAAUAGUCUGGGUCGGAGCGGUGCAAGGUUUUCUGCCGGUCGUCGUGUGACGCCAGCAUCGGCUUCUUCUGCUGCUGCCCGGACAGCCACGCCCCCGCCACCCCAGCAGCCGGGCCAUCAUCACCAGCAGUCGAGCGGGCAAGGAGUUACCCUGGUGGACGCGCCGAUGGACUACUAG
Canariomyces notabilis is the source of this 2697-nucleotide messenger RNA. RefSeq lists its product as uncharacterized. The transcript is spliced from 3 exons. Gene Ontology annotation, biological process: small GTPase-mediated signal transduction. Lineage: Eukaryota; Fungi; Ascomycota; Sordariomycetes; Sordariales; Chaetomiaceae. Gene Ontology annotation, cellular component: division septum; plasma membrane; cytoplasm. The record is from RefSeq and is a predicted model, not a curated record. Gene Ontology annotation, molecular function: GTPase activator activity. Bases 1 to 2697 code for a protein of 898 amino acids.